GGUAAAGAUGAGUUGGUUACGGGAACAUUUUAAUGGGCAUUUGGGGGCAGGGUAUACGGAGGAAAAUGUUCAGCAACAGGCCCGGGGUUAUAUUCUCCAGUUGAUAGGUGGAAUGUUGAUGUCCGACCACUCAGGGUCCCAAGUCCACCUAGCUUACUUAACCCUCCUUGAAGACUUGACGAUUGUGCGAGUUGGGGCAGUGCUUGCCUUUCAAAUCUUUACCACUAUCUAUGCCACGGUUGUAAGAGUGGUAAAGACAAUGUGGGUGGGGCAUUCAUUCUCCUACAGCUAUGGGCUUGGGAGCGGUUUCCUUUUAUUGCUCCUAGACGUUUGGGUACGCGUCAGCGUCCGCCAGGUUCUCCUCUUGGUGCACGGUGGGAUGAUCAUUUUCACUCACCGGAUUUGUCAACCCAUGUUGUUGGAUAUUAUAGACAUUAUUUUGACAUACAAAGGCCGGAUGAGGUAUGUAUUUCAUAAAAAUUAUUAUUUGAAUACGAAAUCAACUAAUCUUUGCAUGAUAAUAUUGAUUUGGUCAUACUGUUUGUAUUUCAUUUGUGUACGUGAUUUGGAGACCAUACAGUGACGAGUUAAUUGCUAGCCUUCCUCCAAGUUGUUGUGCUGGAAGGGCAAUUUGGAUGGCGAAGGUCCCAUUGUUGAAUUUUCCAGUGGUGCAAAUGCACAUGACAGAUAGGGUGAUGUGAUAGUUUGGGCGUCGACAAACAAUCCCUGCUCAUUGUAAUUGUAGGCAACCACCGCAUGGAAAGGACUGGAAGGCUGGGCAAAAGGAUUACCGGCAAGACCACCAUGCUGAGUUGGAGAUGUGGAAUCAUAGGUUAGAACAUAUUGUACCUACUGGAGAGCCGAACCCUCAUGAGUAUGCCUAUCCUGCAGAUGAUCCUUAUGUUACUUGGUACGAGAGGAUUACGGUACAAUAUAUUAGUCAAUUAGGUGGAGGA
Rhododendron vialii is the source of this 956-nucleotide messenger RNA. RefSeq lists its product as uncharacterized. NCBI's taxonomy places the organism in Eukaryota, Viridiplantae, Streptophyta, Magnoliopsida, Ericales, Ericaceae. The record is from RefSeq and is a predicted model, not a curated record. The transcript is spliced from 2 exons. Bases 8 to 583 code for a protein of 191 amino acids.